GCGUGUUACAGGAUGUCACGUAAUGCUCCCUCUGAAGGAGACCAACAACAAGUUCUUCACGACGUUCCCAGUAUUCUUGCGUUACGAUGAAGAUGAAAGUCUAAACCAGCGUAGAACGUAAAAUUGGACUGCAGGUCACAUGAGCAUCAUGUGAAUAUUACUGUAACACAUUCAAAUCAAGAUUUAAGAUGGUGCAGUGAGCCGGCCACGAAACCUUGUGAGACUGCAGAUCAUAGGCUUGCACAGAGUUAUACCAAAAAUAUUUGACCAUGUGUGCAAUCCUGCAGUUGGCAGUUUUGUCCUCUGUACUUAGUAUUGUUGCUCAAGCCAAGAAUAUCAGUCAGCCUUACAUAAUAUUCAUCUUUGCUGAUGAUUUGGGGUGGGAUGAUGUGAGUUUUCAUGGCUCAAAGCAAAUUCCAACUCCUAAUAUUGAUGGUCUAGCAAACAGUGGAGUGAUCUUGAAUAACUACUAUGUGUCACCAAUUUGCUCACCAAGUCGCAGUGCUAUCAUGACUGGAAAAUAUCCAAUACAUACAGGAAUGCAACACAGUGUUAUCAUGGGUGGAGAGCCUUUUGGGUUAGGUCUGGAGGAGAAAUUACUACCUCAGUAUCUCAAGGAAUUGGGUUAUGCCACUCAUGCUGUGGGAAAGUGGCAUCUGGGAUUCUUCAAGUAUGACUAUACCCCAACCAAACGAGGAUUUGACUCAUUCUUUGGUUACUGGCUCGGUGCUGGUGACUACUGGGAUCAAUCUGAGGCUGAAAUGUAUGGUUCGUGGGGACUGGACCUUAGGAACAAUACGGAGCCUGUGCAUAACCAGUGGGGUAACUACCGCACCUACAUGUUCACAGACCAUGCUAUAAAUUUGAUCAACUCACACAACACCUCCAAACCACUCUUUUUGUACCUGGCACAUGAAGCAGUUCAUAGUGCAAAUGCACAUCAACCACUACAGGCACCAAAGGAUCUGAUUAACAAGUUCAAAGACAGCAUCCAUGAUGAGGAUCGGCGAGUUUUUGCAGCAAUGGCUACAGCACUUGAUCAAUCUGUUGGAAAGGUGAAGGGUGGAAUGCAAACUUCAUACGAUCUUGAAUAUAUUGGAGGAAUCAGGGGAACCUCUUUCGUUCACAGCCCUCUCUUGGCAUCUACAGGCCGCGUGAGCAUGGACCUAAUGCAUCUCUCAGAUUGGCUCCCUACGCUCUACGUGCGCGGGGGUGGGGACGUGCACAAGCUCCUAAACAUAGAUGGGUACGAUAUGUGGCCUUCUUUGUCUAGGGGCGAGAGGUCUCCCCGGAAGGAACUGGUGCAUAACAUCGACCCAGUGUCGUGGGCGUCUGCGCUGCGAUAUAAACAAUGGAAACUGUUGGUGAAUGAAACUGACGGUGGUGGUCGUGAUGGAUGGUACCCACCGCCGGGGAUCGAGGGAAACGAUCAACGACUGCGAAAUUUCACCACCACCCUCCCCUCUCUGAAAAACGCGGUUGUGACGUGCGGACCGCCGCCGGCCGAGCCUACAAAGUGUGGCGUCAAGGAUGGACCAUGCCUCUUUAAUAUCCAGGAGGAUCCAUGUGAAUACAACAACAUGGCCGAGAAAGAGAAGGACGUGCUGAAUAUGAUGUUGCAACUACUGGAGAAGUACAAAGCGACUAUGGCACCGAUUAGAAAUAAACCCUACGACAAGAAUGCGGAUCCCAAACUCCAUGACGGUGUGUGGACAGCGUGGUGUGACGAGAAACCGAAUGAGAACUGUGGGCAGUAGUGUCAGGGCACUUGGUUCGGUUAAUCGUCGCCUAGCGGGGGUGGGGGUUUUAAAAGAACAAGUUAGAAAUGAUUGAAAUUUGGUACUCUUAGUAACUAGGUAAGGAAUCAGUUUAACGUCUGAGUCCGGGCUUAGGUUUGCGUCUUCCAAAUUAAUUUUUUUCGAAACGCCGUAAGGCAAAAACCUUUUAAUGAAAGAGAAAAAAAUUACCGUGAUAAUGUACCUGUUAUGGAAGUGUCUCCUCGGAUUAGUCAGUAAACCUUUUAAUUCCCAAGAUCCAAUCGUUAAUUCUCGCCCCUAAACGCUACACAUUCCUUGUGAAUUAGUUACGGGAAUUUGAUGUUAGAUCUACCUGAUAAGUUAAAGUAUUCUCAUCAACUGUUUUCUGGACAACGAGUGGAUAUUAUAUGGAGAGGUUACAUGUUAAUCACCUUUUAAAGGGUUAAAUGAAGCUGCAGUUCAGAUAGAAUGUACUUUCGACAUGGGUUUGCCACAGGUAACUGAUACCGGAAAUGAAUGAUCGCUUUUAGUACUGUGUCGCGAGAUAGAUCUUUCUUUUACAUACCCUGUGGCAUUAAUUAGAGGAUGGAAAAACUACAUGAGGAAAACCAAGGAGACCGAAAUUAAAGCCAAGACUAACAAUAGAAAAAUAAGAAAGAGAAGGAUCGUGAUUGUAAGUUACAAAAAAAGGCAGUGUGGGAAUUAGCAGACAUAAAUGAAAAAAGCCAUAGGAAGAUUUUGAAGGUCUUGUAACAAACAUCUCUUAGUGAACCGAUAUAAUGCAACUAUCAUCUUAUUAUGGCUAAAUUCUUUCGUACCCAAGAUGCUUCAGAGCUAGCUUCGGAUCACCACUCAUUUAUUCCUUCAAAUUUUACUUGCAACGCUUUGUCUUCAUUGAAACCAUCGACCGAUUACAGUUCUCAAUCUCGAAAAUAUUUGUGCCUCCAAAUGCUUUAGUAAAAAUCGUUAACUUACAAAGAAAGUACAAAGGGAGUAGAAACAUUAGCGAGUGUCUUUGAUAAAGCAAACAAAAAAUUCUACAUAAAAUUCUAAUGAAUAUGUCAGCCGUACGACUGUUUUCCAAUAAUCCACAGGAAACAACCCAUAAAAAUGUGUAUACUGUCCAAGCUGUAUACAGUAUUUUGAAUGCAGUAUUCUCAAGGAACUAAUGCUAGCUGCCAAAGUGUUAAUCAUCAUACAAUAUAUCAUUUUUUUAAAGUUCGUUUUCUUCUUUAGGUCAUACUUUGGCGUUAGUUUUAAAUCCAAACUCGACUGUCUUUCAGUGGGGCGAAUGUUUUGAUGUGACAAUCAAAAAUUCGAAGUUCAUUUUGGCCUGUCAUGCUGUCGUCGGUUAAACUAAAAGGUUGUAGAGGUGUGUGUUCUCCAGUUACGGUUAGGUACACUCUUUUACAACAUCUAAAAAUAAAACUAUCGAACAAGAGUUUACCACAA
Messenger RNA from Stylophora pistillata, 3209 nucleotides. Its product is annotated as arylsulfatase J. NCBI's taxonomy places the organism in Eukaryota, Metazoa, Cnidaria, Anthozoa, Scleractinia, Pocilloporidae. The record is from RefSeq and is a predicted model, not a curated record. Gene Ontology annotation, molecular function: sulfuric ester hydrolase activity.